Mya arenaria is the source of this 3256-nucleotide messenger RNA. RefSeq lists its product as uncharacterized. The transcript has 7 exons. The coding region runs from base 54 to 2195 and encodes 713 amino acids. Lineage: Eukaryota; Metazoa; Mollusca; Bivalvia; Myida; Myidae. The record is from RefSeq and is a predicted model, not a curated record.
CUUGUUCACUUGAUAUGUAUUCAAUGAGAGUUAAACGUUUUAAUUAAUUUAAAAUGGCGAGAUUUAUUUGCUUUUGGAUUUCCCUCAACAUAUUUCUGUUUCAAUUUGAAGCAACAACCAACACGGAUCUACCAGGCGAACCCCUGUUGAAGUCUAGCCCGUCGUGCUACCAACUACAAGCUUCAGAGUAUCUGAUGGUCGCCAGAUGCUUGUCACAAAAGGUCAUUGCGAUGCAGUCAGUCACUGUUGCCAUCAAACCCACGACUGAUAAUUGCCUGCUCAGUGAUUACAAUUACGAUCAUUUGAACUUCUUUGAAAGUCCUUGCUGCCAGAACACUACAGACGACGACUGCAUGUUUGAUGAUCCUACGUUUAAAGGUGGUUCGCUUAUGUCUUCCUGUAAUGGCAGACAAACGUGUUCAAGAACUCCGCAGUGGUAUAUAGCAACUGACAUCCCUAACUCCGCAGGGUGCGUGACUGGUGUAUAUCCGAUGCAGCCAGAUAAUUAUAUGCAUCUAAAUUACCACUGCAUCGAGACUUCUAGAAUAUAUGCUAUUUGUGAGGAAAGCCACGCCUCCAGCAACGAGACGCUGUUUGUCCAGAGUCCAGGCUACCCGUCCAGCAUUCCGAACCCCCCAUCUCCCACGCAUUGUUCAUGCCUGGUCCAAACAGACAACUGUGACUCUGGGAUUGACGUAUAUCUUGUCGAAAUAACGCUUACCAGCACACUUACGUCUGGAAGCUGUUCGGAGUCCCAGCGACUGCAAAUCUUUUUCCCAGACGGAGCGUUUAUUUUCACGUGCGAGAAUAACACCAACCAAGUCAUAAAGCAAACUGUUGAAAGUCCGUUCUUUCUGGUCAAUUUUACAUACUCCCUUGGUGACGGAAAAUUCUGGAUCGGAUUCAAACCUACAUCUAAUGGUAACAUCACAAUAUCAUGCCCUGUCGGAGACCAGGUUUCUACAUUUUGUGCGGGGAAUAUCACAAUAACGACGGAGGAACCACCUGUGAACAGUACAAACAGUGACAUACCGGGUCCUUCAGAUGGAUACAAGAAGGCCGUAAUUGGGCUGAGUGUUGUUCUCGGACUAAUCCUCCUUGCUUGUCUAUUAUUAGUAAUAGCAAGGAUAUGUCAUACUCCAACCAAAUGGUCAAAGAAAAUAGACCCGAAUACAGACACUUCAAUCGUAGUUGACAUGAAGGACGUAGGUGUGAAUGUAUCUAGGCCCCAAACAAAGAACACGAGCACUGAAACAAUGAAAACAGUAUUUUCAAACAAAGAAACAAAAAGUGUGAUUAUAAAGCAGGAACUAAUAAGUAAAGGAAUAGAAGCGGAUAACACUAGUAUGACACAAACUCUUGCCGACAAGCACACGGAAGCGAAUAUAACGGGGCAAGAGAUGGAUGAUUUGCAAAGACUUAAACUCCAACAAGCUGAAUUGCAACAUCAAUCGGUUGAGAGGCAAAACUCAGCACAAAAUGUAGCUAUAAUGUCUGAGCCACAGGUUCGUGUGGUUACACCGACUUCUGUCAAAUUAUUUGAUAUGGUGACAUCUUCAGAAACAGCAAUGAACAAAACAGCAACACCAGAGAGUAAGAAACAAUCACGUUUAAAUAAUGACCAUAUGCUUGAAAUGGCGAAGAAAACAGAGAACGGAAGCAGAAGUACGAUUCAUUCAGCAAUACGAUUACCUCGCAGUGACUCAGCUUUUUCUCAAGAAAGGAUUUCAAUAGGCAAGGAAAUUUUGGUUUCAACGUCAGAAAGCUCUACUAGAAUAAAGAAAAUGAAUCGAAAUAGACUUGUGAAUCCAACGAACUUGGAAUAUCUGAAGCUGCAAACAGGAAUAAGCGAGAUAAAAAGACGAAAAGGAAUAAAGGAAAGGCAUAAAUUAGUAGGUGAUCCCAAAUCAUUUAUCAGUAAAUGGGAAACAACAUCUGGUGGUAAAAAGCUAGAAUAUGAUCAUGAUGAAUCUGAUAACAGCUCUACAGAGGUCGCCGACACUUCAACUCAUACUGAACGCGACCAAAAACACGAGGAGUCCAUGACGACAGAAGAAAGGAAACUGUAUAGAGUUCAAAAACGUGUUGCCAAUGCGUUUUUUGAAAACGAGAGAACAAAUGAAAAACUUCUUAAAAUGAUUGCAGGAAACUCAAAACCUAAAUCAGAAAAGAAAAGAAAGAAAAGGGGGAAUUAAAAAAAAGUCAUGAAACUCACAGAAAACCUGUCAUGUCCUUUUAAAGUGACACUCAAAAUCAAUACAUAAACAUGUAUAACAAACUUAAAUUUUGAGUGAUACACUUUUCACUACUUACUUCAUAAUGCAUCUAUGGAAAAUAUCAAUUACUGAUAACAAGAUUGUAGCCGUGUAUUUAAUGGUAAAAAGCGCAAAAAUAUUAAAUGAUUGGUGAAUGCUAAAAGAUUUACUGUAGUCUACUAUAGUCUUCUAAGGUAGAAAUACCAUGUUUUAUGCUCAUUUCUUUCAACAGGGUGUAUAUAUACCACGUGAUAAAUUGCGUCAUAAAUGUAAAAGACGAAAUGCAGUAUUUUGCUUCGAAUGAAGACUUUAAUCAAAUAUAUAACUUCACUUUUUCUUCACCAUUUUAAAUGAAACAUAGCGCAGUCUACGCUGCUUAUGGAGCCCCGUCUUCGGUCUUUUACCAGAGUUUGAUUGAGAGUUUGGUUUCUUAAAAACAGUUCGACAACCCUUUUCAAAAUACGGCCGUCUGACGGAGCACUAUCAAAACAUUAUUUUGAAAACAGGUUUCUCGAAGUGUUUGAUGAAACUAAUCACCUAAACAAAAUAAAACGAAGGCGAUUUUCUUAAGCGGCAUAGACUGCCCUUUGUUUUAUUUAAAAUGGUGUAGUACAAGAAAAGUUAACUUUUGAUUUAAGUCUUUAUUUUAAGCAAAAUGUUGCGUUCCGUUGUAGCAUAUAUGACGUAAUUUAUCACGUGGUUUACACACACUGUUUCAAAUAAAACUCGGUAUCCUUCAUAAGAACCAUUAUUUUCGACAUUUAUUCGCCCCUUUUGGAAUAUUAAAACACUAUUAUUGAUUGUGGUAAAUCUUACUGGGAGUAAGAGUGCAUCUUUUAAGUCAAGACUUAUUUUUUAUUACUAUAUUCAAUGAAUUAUGACAUUGCCAAUGUAGUAUGUGUUUCUCAUUCAGGAAAUGACCCUCUUAAUGUAUAAGAAAUGCUGCAGAAUACAAGGUACUGCGAAAAGAAUGUUUGUUAUUGGAUGUAAUCUGUUUUAUA